Messenger RNA from Pectinophora gossypiella (pink bollworm), 1423 nucleotides. RefSeq lists its product as uncharacterized. The record is from RefSeq and is a predicted model, not a curated record. The transcript is spliced from 3 exons. Gene Ontology annotation, molecular function: DNA binding. NCBI's taxonomy places the organism in Eukaryota, Metazoa, Arthropoda, Insecta, Lepidoptera, Gelechiidae. Bases 99 to 1226 code for a protein of 375 amino acids.
CAUGUUGAAACCGCGUUAUAAUCCUAACCUCCGCGAACGCGUUAUUGCUCGUUAUUUAUACUAAAUAAUUUCGUUAUUAACCAUUAUUGUUUGUAAACAUGGCAGAGAUUAGUGUUUGGGAGUUUUUUCAAAAACUGAAAGAGAGUGAAGAGCCGAAAGCUGUAUGUCGCGUGUGCAACAAGGUUUUAUCGUGUUCAACUUCAGCAAAUCUUAAAGUUCAUCUAAAAUACAAGCAUUCUGACUUAAUAAACGUGGAACGCGACUUGAAACAAAGGGCGGUAAAAGCAGAAACACCUGUUACUGCCAAAAUUUGUACCACAAAAAACUUAGUUUGGCGAAAUUUCACAAGAGUCGAAGGGGACAAGUUGGCCUGCUGUAAUUUUUGUAACAAAAUUUUUUCGUUCAAAACUACAAUAACUAAUUUAAAAAGUCAUUUACAAAACGUCCACAGUGACUUGUAUCCUAUGCUAGUGGACGUGACUUUAGAAGAAGACAGCGUGAACAAUUGUGACGAUGACGAGGUAUCGACACACUUCGAGGAGUCCGGCGGUGAGUUCCGGUGCACUGUGUGCGGCGUGAUCGUGCCUCCCGAGGAGAAGAGGUCGCAUCUGGUGGAGCAGCAUCAGUAUGACCGAAAGUUGAAUGAAGGCGACUACGAGCAAGGCGACGUAUUCACAGAUGUUGUUUACUUAGAAGAAGAAGAUUCCGACUUCAAACCAAGCAAUACGAAAAAACGAAGAUAUAACACGCGGUUUUCUCGAACACCCAAGUCCAAUGCGCAAACGCCGAAGUGGAGACAACGUAAAAGGUCGCCUUCGUAUUCAUCAAACGAAGAAUUUAAGCCAAACAAUUUGUCUAUUUUACAAAAUAACACUCACAAUGAUGAAUUGGAAAAAUUCGGCUCCUACGUAGCGUCUUUACUAAGAAACUUCCCAAAAUAUACAAGUACUAAAUUGCAAAUGGAAAUCAUAAAUAAAAUCAUGGUGGAAAAAUUAAAAUAUAAUUUAAAUGACAGUGAAAAGAAAAUCGCGGGAAUCGAGAAAGAAAAUGACAGUCAAGAGGAAAGCGCGGGAAACGAGAAGGAAGUAUAUGCUAGUGCUGUGGUAGAUACCAGUCAAGAUAUAACCAAUACGAGCCAAGUAGCAGCUACCGAAACUAGAGCUGAUACGCGUAUCGUGUUCUCAAUAGUGGACAAUGAUAAUAUUAACAAUGAAAAUUCUACUUAAAAUCAAAAUAACCUAAGAAUAUUGUCUCUAUGACGACCGGUUGCCAUACAACCAUAAAGUUGAAGUUGAACCUAAGAAUACAUUUUGCUUUGUUAAAAAAAGUGAUUUUUAUUACUCCUGUGCACACUAUCUAAUUUAAUUUCAAGUUAUUUCUUAUCCACCGAAAAGGAAAGGGCGGAUGAUUGACAGAUGAAUGA